GGCGCGCGGGCGGGGCCCCCGGAGGUGGCGUCUCGGGGGCGGGGCGCCACCAAGCCGGAGGACAGUCUCGCUGGACUCGCUGGGUCCCACGCUCCGCGCCGAGAUGACGGCGAGCAAGCGGGUGGCGAAGGAGCUGGAAGAUCUGCAAAAGGAGCUUCCCAGGUACCUGCGGAACCUGGUCAGCGAUGAUGCCAACGUCCUGGUGUGGCACACACUCCUCCUUCCUGAGGAGACGCCCUACAACCACAGGGCCUUCAACCUGCGCAUCAGCUUCCCCAGGGACUACCCGUUAAAGCCCCCCACGGUGACUUUCACAACCAAGAUCUACCACCCCAAUGUGGACAGCGACGGCCAGGUUUGCCUGCCCAUCGCCAGCAAAGAGAACUGGAAGCCUUACACCAAGGCCUACCAAGUCUUGGAGGCCCUCAACAUGCUGGUGAAUAAACCAGACCUGGACCAGCCCGUGCGUGUGGAGCUUGCGGACCUCCUGAUACAGGACCCGUUGCUGUUUCACAAGAAUGCGGAAGACUUCACCCUGAAGUUUGGAGAGUCCCGGCCCUCCUAACUCUGCUUCUGCCCCUCCUCACUGGAUCCUCUCUGUGUGAUGGACAGACAGACCUCAUGGACUGGGGAGUAGAGCCCCUUGAUGGCCCAUUCCCUGCUCAUUUUUUCCUUUUUUUUUAAACUUCUUAGGUUGUUUGUUGUUAGUUGUGUACGUGUGUGGUGUGUGAAGACCUAGUCCCAGGUUCACCUGGCCACAGGUGUGCUUUCUCACUCCCUUUCUCUGCCCCAGGCAGGCAGUUUAGGUUUGCAGAGUAACAGGCCAGCUCUCCAGCACCGUCUGACAUGGGGAUCCUGGUCUCACUAGUUGCUCCAUCUUAGAGACCCAGGGCACCUUCCAGGCCAGCUCCCAGAAAUGAGGCCAGGAGCCAACCAGAAUGCCCCUGGAGCCCAGGCAUCCGGGUCAGAGGGGAAGUGGGCGGUAGCGGUGGGAGGCAGGGCAUAUAGAGGCAGUCAUGUUUGGGUGAUUGGUUGAUCACGUGAUUGAAAUCAGCCAGACUGCUGAUAGAUGUGUAUAGAUUUAGGCACUAAAGCUUUCUUUUCUACUAAUGAAUCACUAAGUGACGAAUCUGAUCUCCAUUCUGGGAAUCUAACUACAUAUAGUCCCGUUAGGUUGCCCCUUCCUGGGGGCCAGGCUUUAGGCUGGGAGGAGUGACCCCUCAGCUUCUAGUCCACGGGGAGUCAUGGAAAUCGUGUUUGUCCAGGCAUUAAAGUCGCAGAUGAAUCGUGGA
Messenger RNA from Rhinolophus ferrumequinum (greater horseshoe bat), 1292 nucleotides. It is a transcript of the gene UBE2L6, whose product is annotated as ubiquitin conjugating enzyme E2 L6. Bases 104 to 565 code for a protein of 153 amino acids. The record is from RefSeq and is a predicted model, not a curated record. Lineage: Eukaryota; Metazoa; Chordata; Mammalia; Chiroptera; Rhinolophidae. The transcript has 4 exons.